AUGUACUGGGAGGAGAUAUGUCCCUUUAGAUGCCCAGAACUAAUCAAUCUCGCCCUAGAUAAUCGCCUCAAUGCAGUAAAGCGCCACAAGCUAUGCAUUAAUUGCCUUGGCAGGGGUCAUCUUGUAGCCAACUGCCCGUCGACGCGGAGGUGCCACUCAUGUGCACUACCGCAUCACUCGCUGCUUCAUCGGCCAUCGCCAGGAUCGGCCGCAGCUCCCUUGCCACUCCCUCAAGCGGAGCCUGUACAAGUUUCGGACGCAGUCGCGCAUACUCACACGGAGUCUCGUUCCGACUGUGUCAUUCUGGCCACGGCACUGAUUCUGGUCAAGGAUGCAUCUGGAAGCUACAAAAUAGGAAGAGCGCUUCUGGAUUCAUGUUCUCAGGUGAAUUUCAUAUCCGAGGAGUUUGCCCAAAGACUUCGACUGCCACGGAGCAAGCUCAACCUCGAGAUUCGUGGCAUUGGUGAGACACAAACGCGAAUUAAACACUAUGCAACCAUUAAUAUCAAGUGGAGGCACAAUGGAUUCGAGUUGCUCCUUGAUUUUUGCGUGACAUCCCACAUCGCCUAUCAUCCAGAAUCGGAAAUUGACAUUUCUGCGUGGAACCUUCCGCAGCACUCAUCUCUUGCUGACGAGAGCUUCAACAAGUCUCGUCGGAUCGAUCUGCUUUUGGGGACGGAAACCUUCUUCGAUAUAUUGGCAAUCGGCCAAGUUAAAUUAGGAAAGGAUCUGCCCGUACUACAAAAAACACUACUUGGAUGGAUAGUGUCUGGUCGAUGUCGAGCUCAUCCCAGAACACUCCAUCAGUACUCAUCUAUCGCAUUAACAGAAAUUGACCAAAAAAUGGAACGGCUAUGGCGCAUCGAUCAUGUGGAGCCUCCUGAGAUCACACUUACGCCAGAGCAGCGAAACUGUGAGGAGUUCUACACCAAAACGGUACGACGUAAUUCAGAUGGUCGAUUGGAAGUACGACUUCCAUUUAAAGAUGAACCUACCGUUCUCGGAGCCUCAUUCGACAUUGCCAAAAGGAGAUUCCUCUCCCUCGAACGCAGCCUAUGCAAAAGGGACACAUGA
Messenger RNA from Drosophila santomea, 1074 nucleotides. RefSeq lists its product as uncharacterized. The record is from RefSeq and is a predicted model, not a curated record. Lineage: Eukaryota; Metazoa; Arthropoda; Insecta; Diptera; Drosophilidae. The coding region runs from base 1 to 1074 and encodes 357 amino acids. The transcript has a single exon. Gene Ontology annotation, molecular function: zinc ion binding; nucleic acid binding.